GAUCGGCGCGCGCUGCAAGAUCCAGAUUGAGGACAUGAAUCUGAAGAGCUUGCACAGGCCAUACAAAGGCCACAUUCAAAGGAUUGACGAGAUGGAACGCAAAUUGCGCUUCGUCGAAGAAGAGCUUCGACGAAUUGCAGGUGUACACAUCAGCAAGUUCGGAAUCGAUUCAUUCCUGGAGCACUCCCAUGAGUACAAGCUGGAACAUGUCGAGGUGAACAUUGCUCAGGUGUACAGCUCUUUCGCCGGCUUGAAAGCCAGCAGUGCAGAGCUCAUUCGGAGGCGAAACGAGGCUUUGGAAGAAAGCCAUGUGAUGCAGGUGGCUGCCGCUCAGAUAGGGCCGGCCAUUGCAGAGGAAGGUCGGAUAUCUCCGGGCGAGGAUCCCUUCGUCGUUGGGGCAUCCCGUCGCCUUCGCGAUGACUCCCCCAGUCCGCUCUUCUAUGAUUCAAUGCUGUCCGCUGUUGCUGGGGUACUGCCUGUGGAGAUCCAGGACCGGUUUGCUCGAGCUCUCUUCCGCGCAAGCAGAGGGAACGCCUUCACGCACUUCCAGCCGAUUGCAGAGCCCAUGCCGGAUGUGACUGGGGGUCAGCCAGUUGCGAAGUCAGUGUUUGUCAUCUACUUUCAAGAUCAAGGAGGAACCGGAUCUUCAUCUGCGAUGCGCGAGAAGAUCAACAAACUUUGCAACAGCUUCGCCCUGGCACUCUAUCCCUGGCCUCGCAGUAUGGCGGCCGCAAAGCAGCGUCGUGCGCAGCUGCAAGAGCAGCUCCAGGAUCAGUCCCGCCUACUGCAAGAGCACGAGCUGUUCCUUCAAGACGAGGCCAGGGCCAUCCUCCUGGCACCACGGCCGGGUAGCAGCUCUCUUUUGGAGGAGUGGCGGUUCUUCUGCGCGAAGGAGAAAGCCAUCUACACCAUUCUGAACUGCUUCGAGGGAAACAACAGCCUGCGAGCCAGCUGCUGGUAUGCAUGCUGCGAGGAAGACAGCAUUCGAUCUCUGCUUACGACCGCUCCGACUUUCGCGAUGGAUUUCGCAAGCGCAAGUGCUAUGCUGCUUCCUGACAGAGGACAGACAGGCAAGACGGCCCCAACCUACAACAAAGCCAAUGCAUUCACUGGAAUAUUCCAAGAACUGGUGGACACAUAUGGUGUCCCGCACUACCGCGAAGCCAACCCUGCUCUGUUGACAACCGUGACAUUCCCCUUCCUGUUUGGCGUGAUGUAUGGUGACGUCGGGCACGGUCUGAUCUUGCUCUCGAUUGCAAUGUGGACCUUCCGGUCGCGAACCGCAGAAAGCCUACCUAACGUUUUCCGAGCACGAUAUCUGGUGCUGCUGAUGGGUAUUUUCUCGGUGUACUGUGGUCUACUAUACAAUGAUUUCUUCAGCGUCGGCUUGUGCUUCUUCCCAUCUCGCUGGUCGAUGCCGGAGGGGAGGCCAGGAGCAGAGCAGAAGCUGGAGCCGCUUUACGACACCCGGAACACGGGAGGCAGAGGACCGUACCCUUUUGGAGUGGAUCCUGCCUGGCAUGGGGCGCAGAAUGAGUUGGUGUACAUGAACUCGCUGAAGAUGAAGAUUUCGGUGCUUCUCGGUGUGGCACAGAUGAUGGCCGGCUUGCUGCUGCGAACGGGUAAUGCCAUCUACCAGGGCUGCAAGCUGGACCUCCUUUGCGAGUGUCUGCCGAUGAUCCUCUUCAUGCUCGGGCUGUUCGGCUACAUGGACUAUAUGAUCUUGUACAAGUGGGUCACCCCGAUGGACCCAGCGCCGAGCAUCAUCAACUCCAUGAUUGCCAUGGCAUCUUUCGCCGAUGAUCCAAACGGCAUGUUCCACGAGGCGAUCUCCCGAGUAUUGAUGGUGACCUGCCUUCUCGCAGUUCCGGUUAUGUUGGUGCCCAAGCCCAUCUAUCUCUGGGUCAAACACCGGCAGCGGCAAGAAGCAGCGGAGGAGCAGUGCAGACGCCCGGCUGCUGGACUGCAAGCUAGCAAGAAGUCUGAUUGUUGUACCUUUGCAUGUGUGGAGGUGUGUGAGAGAAGAGGCUUGAGCACAUUGGUUCGAGUACUUACUUGGACCAGCAGAUUCGAGCAAGACACACACGUUGCCUUCUUCAUAUGA
Molecule: messenger RNA, 2104 nt
Organism: Symbiodinium necroappetens
Lineage: Eukaryota; Dinophyceae; Suessiales; Symbiodiniaceae
Source: the annotation of a GenBank genome assembly